Messenger RNA from Ornithodoros turicata, 757 nucleotides. RefSeq lists its product as uncharacterized. Bases 160 to 507 code for a protein of 115 amino acids. The record is from RefSeq and is a predicted model, not a curated record. The transcript has 5 exons. NCBI's taxonomy places the organism in Eukaryota, Metazoa, Arthropoda, Arachnida, Ixodida, Argasidae.
UCUGCGUACCUCGCCACGUGGGAUUCUGUCUGCGGCACCAUGGCAUUUCUCUGGAAGGGCUGGAAGCAUGCAGCAGUUGCAUGAGUGCGGAGCACGGUGUAGCCGAAGGAUAGUUUAAGCGAGGACAUUAUCUCAAUUUGGUGCGGCACAGAGUGGCAAAUGUCAGCUGAAUGUUAUGAUACGAAACCGCAGAGGAAACGACGGAAUGUGAACGUCACAGGAAUCAUCGUUGUAUCGCGACGUGAACAUGAGUGGAUUAUCAUUCGUUUACAAGACAAGGCUAUGCCACGACAACAUGUGCUGCUGCUACCGUUACCGCAACAACAUUUCGAGGAGGCGGUUACAGUCCCCUUUGAUGGAGAACGAGACCGACAACGACAAACAAGACGGCAACAUUUCCAGUCCAAUCCAAGAUUACAUUCCGUUACGGAAACGACGCACGAGCGGCGGAGGAGGGGCUUAGCUGAAGAGAGACAGCGGGAUUUCUCCCAACUUAUACCUGACUGAACAUGCUUUUCGAGCCAGGCCUUAGCUUUGCGAUAUCAAUCGCGGAGCUCCCCUGUGGCCGUUCGACACUGCAAGUGUACGACACGCUACAGACCACGGCUGUACUAGACUACGGAUGGCUUCAAUGAAAAGCAAUAUUUUUAAGGCUUUACGAAAAUUCAGUUGUUGAGAGAGUCGCCACAAAGUACGACUGACUUUUCACCUGUUGUAUGUAUAGUGCACUCUUCAACAUUGUGCGAUGAACCUGAAA